CUCAUUUUGGCCUAUUUCUUUUCAAUCUGCCCGAACACUAAGCUAUAUAUCUCUUGAAUUACACUCGGACCCCAGCAAAUGAAUAUUGAGUCUCCGUGAAACUUGGUCUUGACUUAAGCUAUCUACGUAUACGUCUUGAACUCAGAGCGCGUUCUGCUAGUGGUCACAUCUUGUGCACGAUCAUGGCAUCCGAGGUCUCAGCUGAGGAGCUCAAACAAAAGGGUAACGAACUCUUCGGACAACAGCGCUACGAGGAAGCCAUUGCGAAGUACACGGAGGCUAUAGCAGUGAACGCCACCGCAAUUCCAGACGGCGAAGCAGCCUCUGCGGCGAGCAAGCGGUUCGAAGCUGUUUUAUACGCGAAUAGGUCGGCGUGUGAGGCCAACUUGGAAAGAUGGGACCGGGCGGAGGUAGACGGGAGGAAGGCCAUCAGUAUCGACCCUUCCUACACCAAAGCAUGGAGUAAAUUGGCCGUAGUCUACGAAGCUCAGUGCAACUUCUUCGAAAGCAUGAGAUGCUAUAGCCAAUGUGCAGCUCUCUGCUCCGGACCUAACCUAAAAGCUCAACGAUCUGUGGUUGAGGCAUCGUUCGACAUAGCGAAGGAAAAGUGGCGGAUGGCUCGAGCGUGGCGCCCAACCGACGGGGAGGAUUUGGAAAGUGGGAUGCCUUGGAAGAGAGUCCUUCCCAUGGUCCCGAAUCUGAAGAACAAGUUGGUGCGGGGGAUCCUUGAGAAUACUAGCGCGUGGAUGCUUGUAGGAGAAAACUGGGAGUAUGGAAUACGCGCCAUGAAUCCGUUUGAUGUCACGCAAGUUCACGGAGGAUUCUUGGUGAAUCAUCAACGUGACAGGGCCCUUCAACAUUUCACUGGUGCUAUCAUGAUCGACGACCGUAUCUUCCGAGUUGAGAAUGAGAACUGGCUCGAUGAGCUUCGCCGGAACAUGGACCACGAAUUAUCGUCCAGAAACGCUCCAACGUCUUCAGAUCUUCCUUCAGUCCAAGCACACAUCGAAAACCUAUUUACGACUGGCGGCUUCACACUGAGCCGACCAGCAUUAGCAGUAUACGUUCAGUCUCUCGUGAUGAAAGCCUUCCUCAAACAAAUGAUCGAAGGCGAUCCCGUCGAAUCUGUCAGGCUCUUGGACCACGCUCUCGAAGUUCUGGACUGGGCCCGUGAGAAAUGGGCCACGGUCGCGAGAGAACAUCGAGGUGCUGUUCUCGAGCUCAGUUGGAGACGUGGCGCGUGUUGCAUGCGGCUUCGGCAUUUAGUCCAGGCAGUCGAUGAAAGUCGCGGUGCAGGUGGAUUCACUCUCGAGAGGCUGAAGCAAGAUGCCGAUGCGCUGUUGGAAGACAUGAAAUCUGCAGCAGAUCCAAGGCCAAGGCCCCGGAUUCAAUGCUGCAUUCUUCGUUCUCCUACGUGCAUUCGCCCUCCAAGCAAAAGCACAUUGCGCGGUCAGGGAGGCAAUUGCUUGUGAGAAGCAGUGCAAAUAUCGAAGUAGGGGGUUGUUGUACGAAGCAGCUGGACUGUAUGAGGAAAUCACGUCAUGUAUCCCGUGGACGAUGAAAAACACCUUUGGUGGAAGACCGCCCUCCUCCUCGCCAACGCCCCGCUCUCAGAGACCCUUCCUCUCAUCAACGACAUCCGUCACUCCAUGGCCGCGCCAAAAAUCGUAUGGGAAGAAUGCUGGAUGUACAAGUCGGUAGAAGCGAAGUUGAGGAUGUACGAAGGGUUUGAAGCGGAGAUGAAGCGGGGGAUGGACGAGCGGAGGAUGAGUGUGGAUGCGGCGAGGAGACCGGGGUGGGUGAGGUUGGGCGGUUUGGUUCAGUUCCAUUGGUGUUGAGUGACGGUGGUCUGGAUACGCUUGCUUCUUGAACGAAAGGACGGCAUUUCCUGUCGUUGACCAUCUGCCUUGUGUGAUAUACUACUACUUCGGCUUAUUUGAUUUGUUUUUGGAAUAUUUUGGACUCCUUUUCCUACCUCCGCCGCAGCCCACCAUGUAGAAUUAAAC
Molecule: messenger RNA, 2006 nt
Organism: Stereum hirsutum FP-91666 SS1
Lineage: Eukaryota; Fungi; Basidiomycota; Agaricomycetes; Russulales; Stereaceae
Exons: 12
Coding region: 183-1472 (429 amino acids)
Biological process (GO): post-translational protein targeting to endoplasmic reticulum membrane
Cellular component (GO): membrane; TRC complex
Molecular function (GO): molecular adaptor activity; protein binding
Source: RefSeq, a predicted model, not a curated record